Symbiodinium sp. CCMP2456 is the source of this 990-nucleotide messenger RNA. NCBI's taxonomy places the organism in Eukaryota, Dinophyceae, Suessiales, Symbiodiniaceae. The record is from the annotation of a GenBank genome assembly.
GUUGUUGCCCGAAGCUGUGGCGCAUCAUGCCCAAGGCAGGCUAGCAGGCCUGGCCCUUUGGUGGUGGCUAGAAAUGGCAAGGCAGGCGAUGUUGGGGCGAUCCUCUCGUCUGUCGCCACAUUCGGCCAAAGGCUGGCAGCAUUGGGUCUCGGCUUGACAGCCGUGGCGCUGCGCAGAGAUUCCAGGUCACGUGGUGAUGGCCGGACCAUUGUCCGAGGCCGGAACUACGAGACAAACAUCAAGAAAAAGAAGGGGCCUGCUGAACGGAAGCAGGCCAAAGUCACGGCAAAGCACUUGAGGAAUAUCACCAUGGCCGUGCGCGAUGGAGGGCCGGAUCCGUCAGCGAACUCCAUGCUGAAUCGGUUCAUCAAGAACGCGCUAAAAGACAACGUGCCGAGGGACACCGUCGACAGGCGGAUCAAGGCAAUUACGGAGCAGAAGGAGUCAUUCAAUGAACUCGAGAUUCAAGGCUUCAGUCUCGGUGGUGCCGCCCUCAUCGUGGACACGAUGACGGAUAACACCAACCGAACCCGCAGCGAGGUCACGCAAUGUUUCAAGGAGGCAAACGGCCAGGUGUCAAAGGUGGGCGACCACAUUUUCGAGAAAGUGGGUGUGCUGGAGUUUGAAGAAUCCGACGAGGAGAAGGUGCUUGAGGCCUCGAUGGAGGCCGAUGCCGAGGUGGAGGACAUUGUUACUCGGGAGGAUGGCAUUGUUGAGGCCACAACUCUUCCUGAGAACUUCCAUUCUGCAGUAUCUGCCUUCGAAGAUGCAGGAAUGGAGCCAAGCAAGUCCGAGCAAGUUUUGAGGGUGCAAGUGGAGGCGACUCUGAAUCACGAGCAAAGCUACGAACUGCUGAAGCUGCUUCACCUGCUUGAAGAUUUGGAUGACAUCGGCGAAAUUCACCACAAUGCGGUCUUGGCUGAUGAUGUUGAGCUGAAGUUUAGCAACUACGGCGUCCCCUUGGCAUACAAGAGCGCCUACAAGAAGUGA